CUCCGCCACAGCUCACACUACAAGCUCAAGGAGAAGCUGUCGGGCCUCGGAGCUAACCCCGGGGCAGAUGCCACCGCGGCCUACCAGGAGCUGUGCCGUCAGCGCAUGGCCACACGACCACCGGACCGCCCCGAGGGCCCACAUGCGUCCCGCAUCAACAGCGUCUCAUCCCAAAUCAGCGAUGGCCCAAUGCCCAGCCCUUCUGCACGGAGCAGCACCUCGUCCUGGUCUGAGGAGCCCGUCCAAUCCAACAUGGAUAUCUCCACCGGCCACAUGAUCCUGUCCUACAUGGAGGACCACCUCAAGAACAGGAACCGGCUGCAGAGUGAGUGGGAGGCGCUGUGUGCCUACCAGGCGGAGCCCAGCAGCUCGCUCGUGGCCCAGACGGAGGAGAACAUGCCCAAGAACCGCUGCCCGGCCGUGCUGACCUAUGACCACUCCAGGAUCCUGCUGAAAUCAGAAAACAGCCACAGCAACUCGGACUACAUCAACGCCAGCCCCAUCAUGGAUCACGACCCCAGGAACCCCGCGUAUAUUGCCACUCAAGGACCCCUUCCUGCGACCGUGGCUGACUUCUGGCAGAUGGUGUGGGAGAGCGGCUGCGUGGUCAUUGUCAUGCUCACGCCCCUCACGGAGAACGGCGUCCGGCAGUGCUACCACUACUGGCCUGACGAAGGCUCCAACCUGUACCACGUCUACGAGGUAAAUCUGGUCUCUGAGCACAUCUGGUGUGAGGACUUCCUGGUGAGGAGCUUUUACCUGAAGAACCUGCAAACCAGCCAGACGCGCACCGUGACCCAGUUCCACUUCCUGAGCUGGUAUGACCAGGGAGUCCCCUCCUCGGCGAGAUCACUCCUGGAUUUCCGCAGAAAAGUUAACAAGUGCUACAGGGGCCGCUCUUGUCCGAUAAUCGUUCACUGCAGUGAUGGGGUGGGGCAUGUCAUGGAUUAUCUCGUGCUCCAAACUCAGCCCAAUUUGUGGUUUGUUGCAGGUGCUAAAGAGAUUGAUAUCGCGGCGACCCUGGAGCACUUGAGGGACCAGAGACCAGGCAUGGUCCAGACAAAGGAGCAGUUUGAGUUCGUGCUGACAGCGGUGGCCGAGGAGGUCAACGCCAUCCUCAAGGCCCUUCCCCAGUGAGGACACGACCUGAGCCUCGGAGGAGCCCACGCCUGCGAACGCUGCUGGGAAUCAGGACGUGACUUUGUGUGUCUUCUGUUGUAAUGCAUAGUAAUAGGGUCCUUAGAACUCCUGUAGUCGGUACUGUUUAGCAGUUAAAAAUGUGUAUUUUUGUUUAACCAAAUAAUAAUCAAGAGAGAUUUGUGGAAACAUUCGGUUAUGGGGGGGGGAAUUGGUUCAUCUAUUUUUAUUUUCUUGAAAAACAUUACUUUCCUUAAAGCACACAUUCACUUUCUUAAUUGCAAACAAUGUCAAAUUAAUGAUGCAGUAAUUCAUACAUUCUAUAUGGCCUCCAAGAAGAGAAUUUGCUUGUAAUCCGAACUUUCUGGAAGGUGGAUUAGUCAUGCAGGGAGAGGCCCCAGAGGAAGCUGUCAAGGCACUAAGUGAGGGCCACCGGGUGUAGAAAUCACAUUUGGCAUUUGUCUUUAAGACAAUUUAUCAUCGGGAGAAACCACUGGGACAGAUCAGUUCACAUCCUGCAGCUUUGGGGCAAAUAAUAAGAAAAUCAUCACAGCCUCUCUGAACUGAUGCUGUCGACACACUCCCCUGAGCUCCACGGAUGGCCACGUCAACCACACCCGCUGCCCCGAGGACAGCGCAGGGACUUCUGAGGCCAGGUGCCUCACAUGACCUCCUCACCUUUGCAAAGUUGUAGAUGAGCCCCAACCUCGAAACGCGUUCUUUAAUGUUAAAAUAUUGACUUCCACAUUCCAGAAACGGAUGCCCUAAGGGACACUUUCUGCGAGACAGCCAGAGUCGGGAAAAACCAAGCUGGGCAUUGAGCAGGCUCCAGGUCCCCAGGGGCACACAGACCCCGUCAGGCAUCCGUGGUCCCCUCCAGGGAGUGCCCCGGGCCCCACCGGCACCCUGGAGAGGACCACGGAUCCUUCCGUUCCUGGGGAGAAGAAAAUGUUUGCUUCAUCUGGGUGCGAUCGUAGCACCCGGGAGCAAGGUGAGAGUGCAGCCGUGUCCUGCAGCCUCCUCCUGGGACAUCAGGCUCCUGGACCAUUCAAUGAGCCACUUGUUUUGACAUCAUGUAGCAGGAUUUGCCAAAAUAACAUGUGAGCAUCAGAUUUAGCACCACCCCCCGGAAACAGGAAAGUCCUCGUCAUUGAACGCAGAGCGAGAACCCAGGAAGGCGUGUUGGCGUCCCUGUGCGCCGCAGGUCUCAUCUGCAGGGCUCAGGGUGAGAACAAGCCUUUCCAGCCUAAGUAGACGCUACGGCUAAAAGGCAGCGUGACAGGGAGAGUGGCCUGCCCGAUGGGGACAAAGAUGCCAAAAUACCGUUUAUGUCUUUAAAUGGUAUCGUAACGUGUGUCUGCUUUAAUACACCGAUCAUUUCUUUUCCAAGAUUGUUUCUCUGUAUCUGAAUUUAAGCAAUUAACAGAAACAAAUUUAUCUGAAUAUAAGAAGUAUAUACCUACAUAUAAUUUCUCACUCCUUAUGUUUCGAGAGAAAUCCUCCAGCGUGAGAUAUACAGACGUAUUUCAUCGUGUCGUAUUAAACUUCUGACUUCACA
This is a messenger RNA of Galeopterus variegatus (Sunda flying lemur), 2695 nucleotides long. It is a transcript of the gene PTPRN2, whose product is annotated as protein tyrosine phosphatase, receptor type, N polypeptide 2. The record is from RefSeq and is a predicted model, not a curated record. Gene Ontology annotation, cellular component: secretory granule. NCBI's taxonomy places the organism in Eukaryota, Metazoa, Chordata, Mammalia, Dermoptera, Cynocephalidae. Gene Ontology annotation, biological process: protein dephosphorylation. Gene Ontology annotation, molecular function: protein tyrosine phosphatase activity. The transcript has 11 exons. The annotation marks the transcript as partial.